Messenger RNA from Phasianus colchicus (ring-necked pheasant), 6626 nucleotides. NCBI's taxonomy places the organism in Eukaryota, Metazoa, Chordata, Aves, Galliformes, Phasianidae. The record is from RefSeq and is a predicted model, not a curated record.
AGUUCCGUGUUUUCAGAUUCUUCAAGUUGCCCUACCGUGAUGACAGAAGCUUCUGAAGGAGAAAGAUACUGAGAUUCCACAGGAACUCAUUACGCGAGAAGAUGAGAACACUGAAAAUUAAGAAUACACAAACCUAAAGUCACUUUUGGAGAAAUGAGGAUGAAGAGGUUCUGCAGCACAGGGAAGGUGAGAGGAGGCCCCUGCGCCUGGCUCCUGUUGCCUCAUCACUGUUGUAACAAAAUCCCAGCUCUUGGCCCCAGCCCAUCGGACUCUGGCUGAGCCACACUGAUCUCUGCCUGCUCCCAAAACGUCACUGCAUAUGAGAAUUCAGCCACCAGAUGUGGGAAAGCUCCAUUCGAUGCACAGCAUGGUAGCUGCUGCCGCUUAGUGGCAUGAGCUACUGACUGCACAUUUCAUCCACUGUGCUCCCUGUCUUGGCUUAUGGCAGGAUACGAACUGAGACUGAAAUCCUGCAUUCCCGAACCCAGAAUACCGCUAUGGAUCCCAAUACCCCCAAAUUCUCAGUGUGGCUCAGUUCACCUAGGAAAACAACGGUGACCGUCACAGAUACGAUCCGGCCGCACAGGGAGCUGUGCUUUGGGAGACAGUUGUUGAGGCUAUGGGAAGCGUCUGUGAAACACAGGAACCACAACUGCAGAACCAAAUGCCAACUAUUUUUCCUAUGAAGAUUUGCUUUCAGAGUUCAGUGCCCACUAUGAUCCUUCUGCUUGCAAGUGAAAAAGAUAAAACUUCUCAAACUGCCUUUUCAACACAUCCGUGUAAGGCUGUGUUCCCCAUGCAUGACUGCAGAAGCAGCUCAGCUGGCACAGGCUGCUGAUGGCUGCCUUCAUUCCUAAGUGCUGUUCCACAGCGUGAUAUUGGGGUGAUGUAAUGGACUCGGGCGGGACUGCAGGCAGGAGCAGCAGCAUCCACCGUGUCUCCGUGAGGAACGGGAUUUUCUCUGGAAUACAGUGAGAAGCAAGUUCUGCAUCUCAGAAAAAAAUGAGAUUGGCCAGCCUGGUUGAGACCACUUAGCGAUGACAAAACAAAAGCUUCUGCUUGAUGGGACGUUCUCCUUGAUUCUGAUCGUGGCCUGUGAAGCUCAGCAACUUCCGAGGAGUCAUGCUGCCACCAGUUCUGGUCCUCUGUGUGAGAAGGAGGCAGAGUCCUGGGGAAACCUGUUAAGCAGUGAGCGGCUGGAUGCCUGGAUCUGUUCCCUCAUUGGCUCAUUCAUGGUGGGGCUGAGCGGGAUCUUCCCUUUGCUGGUGAUCCCCUUUGAGACAGGAGCUGCUCUACGGUCAGAAGCUGGAUCACGUCGUUUGAAGCAGUUGUUGAGCUUUGCAAUUGGUGGACUACUGGGGAAUGUGUUUCUCCAUCUGCUUCCUGAAGCCUGGGCCUAUACAUGCAGUGCAACAGCAGGAGAAGGGCAGAGCUUUCAGCAGCAGAAGCUUCUGGGUCUCUGGGUGAUCAUUGGUUUCUUGACUUUCCUGGCACUAGAGAAGAUCUUCCUAGAGAAAGAAGAGGAGGGAUGCCCUGGUGUGGGCUGUGAUUACAAGGCCUCUUCUGGAAAGAUUCCCAAUGGAAGUGGCUACCCUCUACCAAAGGCGGCAGGCAAAUCACAAAGAGCAGAAACAAAUUCAACUCAGUGUAACGGCUCUUCUCUCCAAUCUUGUGGAACAGACAACAGAAUCAAGAUAAGCGGGUACCUCAAUUUGCUGGCCAACACCAUUGAUAACUUUACACAUGGCCUGGCAGUAGCAGCCAGCUUCCUGGUUAGCAGAAAGGUUGGGUUCCUAACCACGAUGGCCAUUCUCCUGCAUGAAAUACCACAUGAGGUUGGGGAUUUUGCGAUCUUACUGCGGGCUGGGUUUGACCGCUGGAGUGCAGCCAAGAUGCAGCUUUCUACAGCUCUGGGGGGAAUUGUAGGAGCCUGCUUUGCAAUAUGUGCACAGUCACCAAAAGGAGCAGCGGAAACUGUAGCCUGGAUCCUCCCUUUCACUUCUGGAGGAUUUCUGUAUAUUGCCUUGGUAAAUGUUGUGCCUGAUCUUCUGGAGGAAAAGAACCCAUGGAAUUCCCUACAGCAAGUUCUGCUCCUGUGUACAGGCAUUACAGUCAUGGUGCUACUUGCUCACAACUGACUUCUGCACAGACCUCGUGAUGCCUCCCAGAGCCACCACAGAGACUCUGAGAUGUUACAAAGCAAUAAGGAACACUAGAGUUACUUCCUAUGUGUGUGUGUACAGAUCUGGCUGCUAGUGUGAGAAGCAGGUGAGAGAGGAGGUCUGGGUGUGUAAGACCUGGCUCUCCCAUCCCUGUUCUGCUAAAGUCCCACACAUCAGGGCUUCCAUUAUAUUUUUAAUGGAGCAAACAUUGAGAAGAAUGAACUGAACAGAUGCUUCACUGAGAGUGGAUGAUGUUUCAUUUGGUUUGUUCUGAUGGAACUGCACCUCCCAAGGACUUCUGUGAAAGCAACAAAGGUGGUUCUUGCAGCUGAUGAAGAACUUAUUCUACCACUUUAAGGGCUGGAGACAGAACAGGGAUGGCAAAGCAACAGUAACCCAACAGCUUUAGCCUUGGGUAACUCCUUACCCAUGAGGAGUUACAGUGCUAAGAAAACCUGCUUUACAGAUAGAGAGGAAAGGCUCCUUGUCAACUUCUCUGGCUUUUCAUUGACAUCACUUGUUUCUAAAGGUAGUAUUAGCUUUGGCAGUCCACUUUGGUCUCUUUUGUACUGAUGUUGAAAACAAGCCAAGAACUUGAGGCAUUUCAGAAUAGGUCACUACAGUUAAAUGGCUCAGUUUGGAGAUAACUUGCCUUAGCCCUUGCCACUCCAACAGCCAGCACAGCCAGCUUUUUUCUGAAAAAUAGUCAGAAAUGUUUCUUCUAUUGCCAAACUAUAAGCUCACCUACAUCUGAAAAGAAUGCCACGUAGCUUUUGCUACUGGCUUCCCUCUCCUCGUAACCACUAUCUGAGCAUGGCUCUGAGCCUGCUCUCAAGACCCAGUUCACCCAACCAUUUGCCCCAUGCCGGUCUCAGAGUCUUCCUUAGAUGGAAUGGUUAGCAUGUUAUCUGGCAUGCUACUGCAGUCCGGGACUGCCAUGGCUAAGGUUUGUCUGCGCAGUUUGGACAGUGAUUGAACACAGUACAGACUGGUCAACAGCAUAUAUUCCAGGUUAGUUUUUCCUUUGUUCACUGUAGUAUAUUUAAGGGCGUGCUAUAACCAAAUGGUUGAUUUCUGGGCUUCAUACCUCAUAGUGGAGUUAGUCUGCUGGAGAUGAACGGAUAAGAAAUAAUACUGCUGGCUCUUUAAGCAAGGGCCUCAGCAGCAUGGAAUACUGGAGAGAGGGUGAAAUGGAAAGGGUGAAACUGCUGGUGGAAAGAAUGGGUCUGGAAAAGCUGUGUGGUAAGUAAGGAGAGAAAAUGCAAUAAGCAUGCUUUAAAGUUUUUCUGUUGUACAAUGCUUGGGAUAAAUUUUUUGGCAGUUUUAGGCCAAUAAAAAUGAAUUAUAUUUCUAGUGCUUUGCCUGAGUUGGCAAAGCUGGCAGGGCUGACCAGGCCCUCAUUCUACAGGGAUGUGUUAGUACCACAGAGGUGUGCGCAGUUGCCUUCUGCAGAGCUUAUCCUCACUUUGCAUAAAUCUGUUUAGAAACUGGUCUGAUUGAACUAGCAGAAUCAUUGGACACAGAACAGGUGCCACGGUGUAAAUUGCACCGAUUCAGUGCUGAUUUUAAAUAGCUUUUGUAAAUCAGUAAAAUUCAAAGCCUUUGCACAAGGCUUUGCACAAAGCCUUAUCGAGAGGGCUCAUCCCUUGAGGGGGUUGUUUGGGUCAGAGCAGUGAGACAGGUUUGCUGCCCACAGCAGAGGCAUUUACUUCCCUGAGAGAUUCCUAAACUGUAGACACAGUUAUUUUCUUAUGACAGUUCCUGUCCUACUUUUCAGAGAAAGCUGGAGAACUUAUGCUUGCAGCUCUCUCUGCCCAGGAACUGCUAUCUAAAAUUUUGUCAACGUUCCUUACUCUAGGCUCACGAAAUAACUAGUUUCACAAGGAGGGAAGCUUAGUGCAAUUAUUAUUAUUAUUUUCCUUAAAAGUUGCUAUUUUUUGCCAGCUUAUCCCUCUGUCAUUCAGUUGUUUGAAGUCUGAAUGUAGCAUCCACUUUUCCUGGGAUAAGGAUUAAUCUGAUUAUUCUGCAGGAACUGGGGGACUAUACUAAUCCCCUAGUUCUGGUUUUGUAGUCUCCCCCACUCUCCCUGGGGGCUGAAGCUAGGCAGACCCUGUAGUAGAAGGGCUCUGGAGGAAGAGUUUGCAGAGAAAGAUGUGACUGCUGUUUCCCAAGAUGUCUUUCUUAAAAUUAGAAUGGCAUUUAAUUUAAGUUGAAGGAUUGCCAGGUGAGUGCCUGUGAGUUGGCGUUAUUGCAUCAGCACUGAGUCUUGCCAAGACUAAACCACAGUCAGGAAUUUGUGCUCAGCAUUCAGGAAUGUCAAGUGGUUGAUGCUGAAGAAAGAACUUCUGAGUUGUUUUCCUUGGCUGAUACCAGAGGCCUGAGAGUCUGUAGUUCUUGGGAAGACCCCUGUAGGAGGUAGCAGAGGGCUUAUGGCAGGGGCUGGUUAGUUUUCCUCUAUGUGCAAUGUCAGCCCUGGGGCUAAGGAUGCAGAGCCUUGGGAGGAGAUAGAGCAUCACUCCACCACAUUUGUCACUUUUGGAAAUGCAGAGAGACUAGUAUUUUCUAAGCUUUAUUUUUUCAGCUGCUCUUAUGCAUUUUCCCCCUUCAUCUGUAUUGGUUUGCUCUGCAUGGAGACAAUAGAGAUGAAAUAAAUGGUUUUCAAUGUGGAUUUGUGUUUUUUGUUGGAAUUCAAAUUAUACAUUCAAAUUUCAUUUGUAUUGGAAAUGUAUCUCUGGGUUAGUCUAAACAAGUCUGGACUGUUUUCUUCUCUGACUUUCACAACAGAAGGGAAAGUUUCUAACCCAGUUUGCUGUCCUUGCUGCCAUUGCACUUUGGGUUAGGAAUGAAGUGGUCUGAUCAUAUUUCUUGGUUGCCAGUCUCGGUCCUCUGGAACGUGUCACCAGGUGAGUUACUCCUCUUGGAGAGGAGAAUUUGCAUAGUAACUGAGUAUCCAGAGAGUUCUGCAAAUAGGCCUUUUUGUGAUAGUGAUUUUUUUCCAUCUAAAAUCCACAAAGCCCACCUGGUAGUUACAUUCUUCAGCACUUGACACAGAGCUGGUUGCUUGCCCUCUGGGACAAAGAGACUUAUUCACCAUAGAUAGGAAGAGCCUGGAGAGGAAUAAAGGGAUUUUCUUUACUCUUCAAAAACACAAGUUCAAAGCAUGUCUCUCCCACUCUUCAUUUGAAAGGUUUUCAGGCUGUAAAUACUGAAUGGUAAUAAGUGACUGUCAGCUGAAGACUUCUUUACGAAGAAGGAGAAUGAUAACCAGGGAGUUGGAAGCAAGUAAACACAAGUAAGAGAUGGAGGCCAUGACUUGGUGGUAUGGGGGCUUUGGCUGAGGCUGUACUUCUGGGCUUUUCUGUCCCUGGCUUCACCGUGCUGCCUUCUUUGGUUGGUUGUGGGUCUGUGCUGUGCACUCCUUCCUCAGUCCUUUCUCCCUCUGAAGGCAGAGCUGCCUAGGUGUCUCCACACACAGUAGCUUUUGCAUAAUUGCAGCGGUAACAAUUGCAACUUGGUGGUGGUUUUGCUGGAGCCCCUUCUGAAACUAGAGCCUGAGGAACUGGUGUGUAGUGGCAAGCUGGAGCAGCGGGCCCAGGUGUGCCUCGUUAGUUCAGCAAAUCCAAGUGCAAAGUCUCGCACCUGGGUUGUGGCAAUCAGUACGAGCUGGGGCAUAAAAGGAGACAGCACGGCCCUGCUGAAAAGGACUUGGGAUACUGGUGGAUGGCGGGAGGUCCCUUCCAGCUCCAGCGAUUCUGUGAGUGUAUGAUAAUUGUGCUGUGGAGUUAGGGAAUGCGAAUAGCGUGAGGAUUCUGAAUAUUUUCCAGGACAGUUUUGUUGAAAGAUCGGCGUUGUUCAGGGCAGUGAGUGUCUGAAGGUAAUUUUUCAUUCUUGAUGUGGAAGGCUUGUAAUUUAGCUGGCAGGUGUGAGAAAAUCCUUCCGAGAGCAGCCCUAUCGGUUCCCUUCAUUUUGUCCGCCUUCGGGGCACGACUGUGCAGCCGCACGGACGGUAAAAUCCCACCUGUCCAGAACGAGCUGCUGCAGCGCGGCGCGUGGCAGCGCCGUGCGGGUUGGGGCGCCCCGCGCUUCUGCGGGGCGGCGCUGCGGGGAGAGGAGCGGGCUGUGCCUGCGGGGUCCUGCGAGCCCUGCUGUGGGGUCAGCUGUGUGCGGGGUAGCGGGAGCGCAACAAGGAGGGGGGGAACGGGAACUCCUGCGGGUUCUCUGACCGCAGCUUCAGGCCCGAUGUGGAAAGGUGACGGUCUAAAACGGGGGCUGAGAGCUGCGGCUGGAGGAACGCUGCCUUUCCCUCACGGCUGGGAUUCGGUCCGCUUCCCGCUGCGUAAAAUAAGAGCGUCAUAUUCGGCGCAUUCCGUGCAGCGAUAACGAAGACGCCGGCUGGCGUUUCGCCGCGCGCUCCCGCGGCGCCGGCCCCGAUCCCUGCGCUCUCCUUCCCCCGCCCCUCCCCUC